Penicillium canescens is the source of this 2037-nucleotide messenger RNA. RefSeq lists its product as uncharacterized. Gene Ontology annotation, biological process: amine metabolic process. Gene Ontology annotation, molecular function: quinone binding; primary methylamine oxidase activity; copper ion binding. The transcript is spliced from 4 exons. Bases 1 to 2037 code for a protein of 678 amino acids. Lineage: Eukaryota; Fungi; Ascomycota; Eurotiomycetes; Eurotiales; Aspergillaceae. The record is from RefSeq and is a predicted model, not a curated record.
AUGGUGACCAACCACGGCCCUCACCCAUUCGACCCUAUCACACCCGAGGAGAUCAAGCUUGCUGUAUGCAUCCUUGAAACUACAUUCCCCGGCGUUGAGCUACGCUACAAGCGCAUCGACGUCAAUGAACCUAUCAAGAAAGAUGUUAUCGCAUAUAUUGAAGCCGAACGUCUACGGCGGCCCUUGCCUACACCUCCAGCACGUCUUCUCUACGUGCUCUUCCACCGUCUUGACACUGGUGCGUUCUACAAAGCCAUUCUGAAUGCCGAUAAGCGUACAAUUGUCUAUGCCAAGGAGCUUCCAAAGGAAGUUCAGGGACCAAUUGAUGUCGACGAAAUUGCAGCCAUUGAAGAAAUGUGCAUGAAGCAUCCUGCUGUUCUGGCCGAGAUCGAGAAGCUGGAGCUACCCACAGGUGUCACCGUCUGCAACGACCCUUGGAUGUAUGGCACAGACAGCGAUACCGAGAAUAGACGCCUAUUCCAGUGCUUCAUGUACUUGGUUGAAACAGACCACCCCCAGAACAACCAUUACUCUCUGCCUUGCAAGUUCUCGCCCGUGUUUGACGGCCUUACUCAUGAAUUGAUCCGCAUGGACUACCUCCCCGGAGGAGCUGAUUUCGAGACCACCACCACCCAACCUUGGAAGCCUGUUAAGACGGUCCAAUACGCCCACGAUCUCUUGGAUUCGCCUGUCCGCACCGACCUCAAGCCUUAUAUUGUGCAACAGCCUGAAGGCCCUUCAUACUCUGUGGAUGGCAACUCCGUCUACUGGCAGAAGUGGCGCUUCAGAGUUGGUUUCAACGCCCGUGAAGGUUUGGUUAUCUACAACGUUACAUAUGACAACCGGAACCUUUUCUACCGCUUGGCGGUCUCGGAGAUGACGGUUCCCUAUGGCGAUCCCCGUGCCCCAUAUCACCGCAAGCAGGCCUUCGAUGUCGGCGACACUGGUUUCGGUAUGAAUGCCAAUCAGUUGGCUCUAGGAUGUGAUUGCCUAGGCCACAUCAAAUACUUUGAUGGUUACCGUAAUGACGCGAAGGGCAACCCGUUGCAGUUGAAGAACGUCAUUUGUAUGCACGAACAGGACAAUGGUCUGCAACAUAAGCACACCAAUUAUCGUUCCGGUGCUGCUACUGUUGUUCGCAACCGCCAAUUGGUCCUGCAGAUGAUUUGCACAGUGGCCAAUUACGAAUACAUCUUCAAUUAUAUCUUCGACCAGGCUGCUAAUGUCGAAUUGGAAGUCCGCGCCACCGGCAUUCUGUCCACCGUGCCCUUCGAUAAUGAGAACGGGCAAACUGUUCCUUGGGGAACUAAUGUCGGCCCCGGAGUUAUGGCUCCCUUCCACCAGCAUAUGUUCUCACUGCGAGUCGACCCUGCUAUUGAUGGAUUCAAGAACACUAUCUACUACGAGGACAGCGUUCCCAUGCCAGAGGAUGAGCAGAACCCCUACUUGGUGGGCUAUACCUCCCAGCAGACAGUGAUGAAAACCGCAGGCACAGCAAACACAAGCGUGGAUCGUCACCGUGUCUUCAAGAUCCGCAACGAUAACAUCACAAACCCCAUCACCUACAAGCCAGUAGCAUACAAGCUCAUGGCAGCCCCCAGCCAAAUGCUCCUGGUCAGCAAGAAUGCCCACGGCUUCCGUCGAGCGGAGUUCGCUACCAAGCCGAUCUGGGUCACAAAGUACCAGGACGAUGAACUGUACGCCGCAGGCGAGUUCACAAACCAGAGCCGUCGCGCCGAGGGCGUUGAGACCUGGGUCCAGCGCAAGGAUAACGUAGAAAACGAGGACAUCGUCUUAUGGCACACCUUCGGUUUAACCCAUAACCCCCGUAUUGAAGAUUUCCCCGUCAUGCCAAUGGAGCGUAUCAGCGUCAUGCUCAAGCCAGAUGGAUUCUUCACUAAGAACCCGGCUCUUGAUGUCCCACAAUCUUCUCAGCUUUUCAAUAAGUCUUCCCUUCACCCUGAGGGAGAACGUGCCGCUUGCUGUGCUGGCCCUUCUACGUCUAGCAAGGCUAAGUUGUACAAGAGGAUUGAUUAG